AUGCUACCGAUCAAUCGUCUCCGGGUACGCAAAGCUUGCAUCACUUGCAAGAGACGUAAAAUAAAAUGCGAUGGUCAAAAUCCUUGUCAAAAUUGCAUCAAACACAACAUUCACUGUUCAUAUCAGCUAGAUACACCCAAACUGGUGGCGAGGAAUGACUCAAUAUCAGAUGCAAGUUACCAAUCCGUUCCCUCACUAUCCUCGCCUUGGCAGUGCUUCUCGCCUCACAAGUAUCGUUUCCAUCGUCGACAUCAAAACCUCCUGCCGUUCUACUUGGGUAACGUAUUGAUGCGCUCAUUGCCACAAUCCGUGAUCGAUGAGCAUUCCUUGAGGCCGCCCCGCUUACAGUUUUACGGCUGGAACAUGUCUGGAGGUCAUUAUUUGAAGCAACGUCAAACAACAACUUCCAAGGGUACCAUCUGUUGGCAAUGGGACUUUAGCGAUCCCAUUCAGCAGAAUUUGGUCGAAAAACUUGUUCAAUUUUAUUUCAAAAACGUCAAUCGUUUCUUGUCCAUCGUUCACGAGCAAGCGUUUUGGCAGCAGUUUAAAGCUGGGUUUGUAAAUCGAGAUCCACAAGGCUCUAGCGAUUUAUUUGAGGCUAUCCUGAAUCUGAUUGUUGCUAUCGCUUUGCGAUUUAGUUACAGCAAGGUCACCGACCCACUUAACAGCACACCAGAGUCUCCCGCAACAUUUUCUACUAAUGAAUGCUUAUCCAAGGAUGAAGCCAAUUGGAUUGAAGCGCACUCAAAUCUGGAAGAAACUCUUUUCGAUUACGCUUAUACGGUUACAACACAGAUGUCUUUCGAAUGGGAAUCCUUCGAAUUAAUUCAAUCCUGGCUCUUGAUGGCAUUUUACUUGCGGACCUGCCAUCGUCAAGUUUCAUGUUGGCAGGCUCUUAGCCGGGCAGUUCAGAUGUGUAACGGGAUGUCUUUAUUUUUGAAUAAAUUUCCCGAAAAUCACAAUGCUUACGAUGAAUGUAGAGCUAGAAAUUGUUACUGGGCUUGCUUCACGUUAGAUAGGUUAAUCGGGUUUCAAAUGGGCCGCAUUCCAGAGCUCGCACCACCAGGCCCUCAAAUGCUGCCUCCGGAUGUGGCCACUGAUAGUUGGCUAAGUUCGGAAACUAUUGUCUUGUACAAGCUCGCACUCAUCAUCACCGAUUGUCAAAAGCGUUAUGGUGAAGAGCUCUCUAUACAGGAGUAUCAAGCCGUUAAAAGUCGUCUUAUUGAAUGGUACAAUGAAGUUGGCCCUACUUUGAUUGAUGUGGACUUAUGCACAAGGCAAGUCAUAUUAACUUAUUUGGACGUUAGGAUAGCUUUGGAAAUCCGGAGUCUAUUUCCGUUUCUAGAUGCAAACGAGAAUUAUUCUCAAAUUCAUAGAGUAGAUCUGGGUGCGCUACCAAUUGACGCCCCCACGCUUUUAGACCUUGUUGAACAAAUAUUGAAUACUUUUCGUGGAAUCGUGGAAUCCGGCUUAUUCUUUCGGCCUUGGUGGUUAAAUUUGUCACUCUUAUUCAUAUCUAGCAUUAUUUGUUUGAUACUAAUUCAGAGUGGUAUUCAGGUGUUAAGGGCACAAUCUUUGCUCAAAAAAAGCUUCGAUAUUUGGCAAUACAUUGAGAAUUCUACGGCACCGAAUCCACCAGGAAUGGUAACAGAAUGUUUGUGGUGCUUGAAAAUGUUGAACCAUAUGUUCUGUCAGCGACUAAAACAAUCUGCGAAAGAAUUAGAGAACACUGUAGGCCUUGAUCAUGCGAAUGACUCCGUGAACAACAACAAAUUUCGCCAAUUUGGUAAAGUGGAGAAAGUGGAGAAAGUGGAUAAAGUGGAUAAAGAGACUAUCAGAGAAGAGACAUUUAAUUUUGGCAUAGGUGAUGCAAGCAGCCCUUCGGUCGACAGCAACAGCGAAGAUCUGUUUGCGCAUCUUCAGUGGUUUGAUCAAUGGCUGGAUGUGAAUAAUCUAGAUACCAUGUUGUAA
Molecule: messenger RNA, 1971 nt
Organism: Lachancea nothofagi CBS 11611
Lineage: Eukaryota; Fungi; Ascomycota; Saccharomycetes; Saccharomycetales; Saccharomycetaceae
Source: the annotation of a GenBank genome assembly